AUGGCGGACUCAGACGGCGAGUACGUGGAUAACGCGUCCGACGACGACUUUGCGGACCACCAGGUGACGCGGGAGCGAGGGGAAGAUCGCCAGGGGCCGAAUCACGGGCCAGGACAGAACCAUGGGCAAGGACCGAGCCAACACCACGGACGACAGAGCAGCAGGAAGGGCGGGAUGGGAGGAGGAGGGGGAGACGACAGGCGACAGAAGAGGCGGGAGCGGCGGGAGGGACAGCAGGCUGCAUGGGAGACGGUGAAGCGAUCGUGGGACACAGUAGGCGAGGCAGAAGACGGACAAGUGUUGGGGGUAGAGUUUCUGGCAGCAGCAGAGAAGCGGCGACGGGUGCUGCGGGACACGACGCCGCUGCAGCGGGGGAUCAUCCGACACGUGGUGCUAGUACUGGACAUGAGCGCGGCGAUGAGCUCGCGCGACUACCUGCCGUCAUGCCAGCGGGUGGCGCUGGACUGUGCGGCCGACUUUGUCCGGGCCUUUUUCGAGCAGAACCCGAUCUCGCAGCUGGCGGUGGUGGCGAUGCGCGACGGCGUGGCGCUGCGGGUGAGCGACAUGGGUGGCAGUCCGGCGGAGCACCUGGACCGGCUGGCCGACUGGGACGGUGUCGAGCCGCAGGGCCAGCCGAGCCUGCAGAACGCGCUCGAGAUGUGUCGGGGGGCGCUCUUCCACACGCCGGCCCACGGCACGCGUGAGGUGCUGGUCGUCUUUGGCGCCUUGCUGUCGUCGGAUCCGGCCGACAUCCACGACACCAUCGCCGCUCUGGUGGCCGAUCGCAUCCGCGUGUCCAUCGUCGGUCUGGCUGCCAAGGUGGCCGUCUGUGCCGAGAUCUGUGCCCGCACCAAUCCGGGCGACGAGGCCGCCUAUGCCGUGGCCCGUCACGACGUCCACUUCCACGAGCUCGUCCUGGCUGCCACCACGCCGCCGGCCACGCGGCCUGACGACGGUGAUGCGGCUUCGACCGGCCCUGCCUCUCUUCUCAUGAUGGGCUUCCCCAGUCGCGCCAUCGCCGACACCGUCGCCGGCGGCGGCGGCCUCAGCGUCUGCGCCUGCCACAGCCGCCCCGUCCGCGAGGGCUACGGCUGCACGCGCUGCGGCGCCAAGGUCUGCCGCCUGCCUGCCGAGUGUCCCGCCUGCGGCCUCACCCUGAUCCUGUCCACCCAUCUGGCUCGCUCUUACCACCACCUCUUCCCGCUGCGCAGCUGGGUCGAGGUCUCGUGGACUGCUGCCGCCGACGCCGUCCGCCGUCGCCGCGCCGUCGCCUGUCACGCAUGCCUCACCCCCUUUCCCGCCGUCGACACUGCUGCUGCUGCUGCUGCUGCUGUUACUGCUGCUGCUGCUGCUACCCAGACGACUGGCUCCGGCGUCAGCGAGAGCGGCCGCUACGCCUGCGAGGUCUGCGGCCACCAUUUCUGCAUCGAUUGCGACGUCUUUGCCCAUGAGGUUAUCCACAACUGCCCCGGCUGCCAGAGCGACACGCGUCCCAAGGCAGCUGCACCACCGCCCGCCAGGAUCAAGCUCGUCCGCAAGCUGACCGCCUCCCACGGCGACAUGGUCAUCGACUGA
Molecule: messenger RNA, 1575 nt
Organism: Grosmannia clavigera kw1407
Lineage: Eukaryota; Fungi; Ascomycota; Sordariomycetes; Ophiostomatales; Ophiostomataceae
Product: suppressor of stem-loop protein 1
Exons: 1
Coding region: 1-1575 (524 amino acids)
Biological process (GO): DNA-templated transcription; regulation of transcription by RNA polymerase II; nucleotide-excision repair
Cellular component (GO): transcription factor TFIIH core complex; transcription factor TFIIH holo complex
Molecular function (GO): zinc ion binding
Source: RefSeq, a predicted model, not a curated record